Messenger RNA from Electrophorus electricus (electric eel), 3048 nucleotides. It is a transcript of the gene samhd1a, whose product is annotated as SAM domain and HD domain 1. Gene Ontology annotation, cellular component: nucleus. The record is from RefSeq and is a predicted model, not a curated record. Gene Ontology annotation, molecular function: protein binding; dGTPase activity. Lineage: Eukaryota; Metazoa; Chordata; Actinopteri; Gymnotiformes; Gymnotidae. Gene Ontology annotation, biological process: regulation of innate immune response; defense response to virus; dGTP catabolic process.
CAGGCGCCAGAGACUGCACAAUGAACGAAGCGCGGGGGUAUGAAUGAGAUAAACGGCUAGAAACGCAGAAAUUAAAGUGGUUUCUCACCACUUGAGCAGGGUCGUCCUUUAAGUUAGCCUCCUAGCAAAUUCACUGCUGCGUCUGCGACGGGCGCGCUGGCGUUUGUCGUGCCGUUUGCGGUGUGCAGGGAGUGCGCGGACCCCGGCAGAGCCAGCGGUCCAAGCCGCCAAAGACAAACGAGGACAGGGUGUAGGCGCAGAGCACAGCGCGGCACAGGUCGCAAGCUGUGAACAUUUCCCGCAACAAGCAAAUAUGGAAACUCGAAAGCGUGCGAGAGAAGACGCGUCAUGUCCUGACGUUUCCCAAACGCCGGAGAAACGUGCGGCCGAAGGGCGAGCUGGGGACGUCACGAGCUGGGACGUGGAGGGAGUGUGCGCCCACCUCCGCGUGGAGGGGCUCGCGGAGUGGGAAGGGACUUUUCGAGAGCAGAUGAUCACAGGAAAGGGACUACAGCACCUCACGAAUCUUCAGCUGGAGAAGAUGGGCGUAAAACCACUGGGAUCUAGACUUCGUGUCCUCCACUGCUUUCAGAAACUCUGGCAGAUUUCGACUAAAUCCAUGAAGGUUUUCAAUGACCCUAUCCAUGGCCACAUUGAGCUGCACCCUCUCUUGAUCCGCAUCAUAGACACCCCUCAGUUUCAGAGGUUACGGCAUAUUAAGCAGCUGGGAGGGGCGUACCUGGUCUUCCCCGGAGCCUCGCACAAUCGCUUUGAGCACUCAGUAGGGGUCGGGUAUUUGGCAGGCUGUCUUGUCCAAGCGCUGAAUGAAAGGCAGCCGGAGCUCCUCAUCACCAAACAAGACAUCCUGUGUGUUCAGAUUGCGGGUUUAUGCCACGACCUGGGCCAUGGGCCGUUUUCCCAUAUGUUUGAUGGCUUGUUUAUCCCGAAAGUCCGACCUGAACUAACAUGGAAGCACGAGGCCACCUCGGUGCAGAUGUUCGACCACCUGGUGAGGGCAAAUAACUUGGAGCCCGUGAUGGAGGAUUAUGGUCUGUCUUUGCCCGCGGACCUCACCUUUAUCAAGGAACAGAUCGCAGGUCCCCUGGACAGCAGUGCCGCUCGUGCUCAGUGGCCGUACGCGGGCAGAAGCAAGGAGAAAUCUUUCUUGUACGAGAUCGUAGCAAACAAGAGAAACGGCAUCGACGUGGACAAGUGGGACUACUUCGCCAGAGACUGCUACCAUCUGGGCAUCCAGAACAACUUCAAUUAUCAGCGGUUCCUCUUGUUUGCCCGCGUGUGUGAGGUUAAGGGGAAAAAGCACAUCUGUACCCGAGACAAGGAAGUGGGUAAUUUAUACGACAUGUUCUACACACGGAACUGUCUGCAUCGCCGGGCGUAUCAGCACAAAGUGGCCAACAUCAUUGAGGUCAUGAUAACAGAAGCGUUGGUGAAAGCAGACCCUUAUGUUCAGAUCCAGGGUUCAUCAGGAAAGAUGUACAAGAUCUCUGAGAGCAUACAUGACAUGGAGGCCUACAGCAAGCUUACCGACCACAUCUUUGAGCAGAUCCUGUACUCCUCCGAUCCAAACCUGUCCGAGGCCCGGGCCAUCCUCCAGAACAUCACUUGCAGGCGCCUAUACAAAUGUGUGGGGCAGACCACACCUGAGAUACACGUCAAUGUGACCCAGAAAACGCGUCUGGAUUGGUCAUGUGAGAUAGCCAACUCUAAACCUCAGAGCCUUACAGUAGACCUGAAGCCUGAGGACUUUGUCGUCAUCGUGAUUUACAUGGACUAUGGCAUGAAGGGGAAAAACCCCAUUGACAACGUCCAUUUCUACUGCAAAAAGGACCCCACCAAGGCCAUUAAGAUUCGCAAGCACCAGGUGUCUAAGAUGCUGCCUGAGAGGUUUGCUGAGCAGCUGAUUAGAGUUUACUGCAAGAGGACUGAUGAGACGAGUCUGGAGGCUGCCCGGAAGUACUUUGUGCAGUGGUGCAUGAACAGGAACUUUUCCAAGCCACAGGACGGUGACGUCACAGCACCAGAGCUCACUCCUCUUAAAGGAACCUGGAGGACAGACGACACCGACGAAGACAGCGAAUACGAUGACUUCAGCCCGGCGGCGCCGGCAGCCCACGCAACAGUUAACGGGAGUCGAAGCGUAAAGGCCAACCUCUUUCCCGCACAGCGAGAAAACCACAGUUAGAGCGCCAGCGACCGCUUUGAGAUCCAAAGCUCCCGCGCUUCCUCCAGCAAACAUAAUCCUGCUUUAAACUAUUUAGUGCCAACUUUUAUUUUUGGAUUGUUGCUGCUCUGGUGUUGGACAUGUUUUUUAAAGGGGCUGUUAUGUGCAUCAACGGUGUGACCACGCUGUGACCAUGUCCUGUGUCCCAUCAUGCUCUCAAUGUCGUCAUGGCAACGCACAAGCAGGUAGACAUCAGUAGCAGGUAGCUUGCCCUCCAAAAAGAUAAAGUUCCUCACAUAUUUGCUUUCUUUUACAAAUAUGCGACUGAUCUUUUUGUUCUGAUGUGUGCCAGUCACCCGUUCUCCACGUUUGUCUUCGUUUGACAUCUGUAAGAAGUGCAGAAAGUCUGUUUGCAUUUUAAUGUUUUACUGUUUUAUUGUUGUAUUCUCAAGCAGAACAAGCAUUUAACCUGGCUGCAAGUGCACAUAUUUUUUAAGAAUAUUUAAAUGCGUUAUGAGAGAGAACAUGCUGCAAAAAUAUUACUUUGUGUGUGUGUGUGUGUGUGUGUGUGUGUGUGUGUGUGUGUACACAAUAGUAUAGCAAAAUGUGUUCUCUUCAGAAUGUUCUUUUCAGAAAUGUGGGUUAUAUUUAAGUUUGUCUUAUUGUUUAGGGUUUAUAUUGUCAUAUUUACAUUACCUAUGUGGCAUAUCUCUUAUGGUUUAUCAUGUGUUGGAAUUGGAUUUCAUAUUGUGCGGCGAGGUUUGUCUUUUACAAUCAUUCGCUGUGCUUUUUGCUGUGUGUUUUCAGACACUGUUCAGGUGGGGGUUUCUGUGUGUGAUUAAAACAUUAUGCACUUGGAUACAAAA